AUGCAAGCACUCCAAAGCAAGGUUACCAUGUACGACUAUUACAUGGCAUUGGAGAAGCUCACAGAAAACAGAGGGUUUGCUUCAGUUCCCAAGCACUACAAGGAGUUCGUACGGAUGACUCGUCAGUACAGAUACCUUACAGCCCUGAAGCGAGGUGGCAGGGCACACGUUCCAUCUGGGAUCUUGGGUACGGGUAAUGGGGAGCUGGGAAUCCAAUGCCCUGCGUGUCCUACGCCUGGUGUUAACUUACCUCUUGAUUGGGAAUCAGCACCCCCAGACCGAAAAUUUCUCUAUACUCUUUUUCUGGCCCUCGACGCUUGUUUUCGACUCAAACGUCGCAUCGUCUCUUCCGUCGAGAAAGAUCCUGGGUUGGGCAUCGAUUGGAGCUACUUUGUGGAAAAUGAACCUUUCCGACGGUAUAUAUUAACAGUAACUGAUCAAAAGGAGAUGAGCACGUGCAGUGGGUUGGCCGCUCUCGACUACGCAAAUACUAAGUUUUCACGAGGGUAUGCUGCUACCGGGGUAUGUCUUGGAGUGUGUGCCCGACACGAGAUCAUACAAAGGAAUGGCGCAGCAGAUUUGCAAGUUGGAGAAAGAUACUGCAACAUGGACUAUUGCCUCGCAUCCCUCCUCCGUCACCAUGAUCCAAAGCUAAACAAGCUCGUAUCCUAUGAUAUCGUGUGUCAAUGGUCGAAACACGUUUUGGAACGACUUCAAAAACUUCCACCACUCGUCAGGCUUAAAAUUGCCUCAAACGCCAUCCGCUUCGCGAUUCCAAAACUGCAUAUCCAUGGUCACACCCAGUUCUGCCAAAGAACGUACUCCUUAAACUAUCUGCCUGGCAUUGGGCAUACCAAUGGUGAGGGUAUCGAACGGCCAUGGGCAAACAUCGGGGCAACUUCGACUAGCACUCACGCAAUGGGACCUGGAGCUAGGAUUGAGACGCUGAACGACCAUUGGAGCCAUUGGAACUGGCAGAAGAUUAUAGGGAUGGGUCAACUUUUUGCAAAACGUCUUCGACUCGCGAUUGCCGAGCGUGAAGUUCAACAAGAGUCCUUUGAGAUAUUCUCAUCCAAGCAGGCCGAACGUAUAGAUACAUGGAAGGCUAUGGUAUCGGCGUUCGAAGCUGAUGGGAGCAAGCCAAACCCGUAUGAAAUACCAUCCCAUGGGAUUACGGAGGCGGACGUUCGAUUGCGGUUAGCCAAGUUGGAAUCAGAGGAUGCUGGAAAGGGUGUUCCUGCAUUGCAUGAAGUGGGCCCGAGUGGCUUCAUCGUUGAGGGCUUGGAGAUUGAGGAGACACAGCGACGAAUUUCUGCAUACGUCAAGAAGGCCUCGGGGUCUGCUCAAAAACUCAACGGAGUCGACAUGCGAACAAAGCUUACUCGCUCCCUAGCACGGCUUAGAGUCCUACAGGGCAUUUACACCCCAUGUGUCAUUCACAAGCUCACUACUCGCGACACCCCAGAUGAGGAGAAGGCUGAGUCCUGCCCUCUGCUCCUGCCCUCUGCCCUUACUCCCGAGGAACGUCUCACAUGCGCUCCAGGCCUCGUCCAGAUAGAGCAGGAGUUACGGGAUGCCCAGUGCCGGUCGGCGCUCAACGAGCUACGCACCCUCCUCUUCAUCAAGGCACGACUCGUUGGGUACAAGGACCGUAACGCAAGACACCAGCACGCAAACACCAGGGCACGUAUUUUGAUCGAACGAAACGAGGAUCGCAUUAAACUUCAAACGCAAAAGUACCAGGCUGCAUGGCGUGCCUUGACGAACAUGUCACACGACGUGGGAUGGCCUCAGUUGAAGCAGGAGCACAUCCGGUGCAUGGAUGACCCAGAUACAUUAACAGAGCGACAUACAAGGCUGGCACGACAAGUUGAGAAGGAUGGAGUGGAUACAAUACUGGUGGAAACGGGUGUCAAAGAGGGUGACGUAGCCUGUGAUGCACAGGUUGAAGGUGAGACGGUAGGAGAGGAGAGGAGAGUGGCAAAGGAGGGUUACCGGACAAUUUCUUGGAUCUGGGUGGAUGGGGACUACUCAGAGGAAUCAAUGUCUGAUGGGAUGGAUACAGCUCUGAGAGUUGAAUGGGCAAAGGCAUGGUCCCGUGUACGUAGAUGGGAGGAGGAGGUGGAUUUGUUGAGAGAAGAGAUGCGUCGAACACUGGUGAGCCUUCGACAUCAAGCUAGAACAUGGGAAAGCAAGGCAACGAACGGCAGCGGCCCACCAGACGUCCUAGCUGGGCUGUCCGCAUAUGCUCAUCGGCAAGCACAUAUUCGGUACGCACUUGCCAGUCGCUUCGAGGAGAUAUGGUGGGGUAAAGAUACCAAAGGUGACGACGAUGAAGAAGAAGAAGAAGCGGCGGGGGAGGGGGACGAGGAGUACGGAACGGAACGAGGGGUACGGAACGGAACGAGGGAUACGGAACGGAGGAAUCAUUCUGAUUGGCUAGACGAUUGUUCCGAACUGUGCGAAAAUACUACUAUAAAAGAAAUAUAUGAUAAGAAUAUGAUAAGAUAA
This is a messenger RNA of Pleurotus ostreatus (oyster mushroom), 2511 nucleotides long. RefSeq lists its product as uncharacterized. The record is from RefSeq and is a predicted model, not a curated record. The coding region runs from base 1 to 2511 and encodes 836 amino acids. The transcript is spliced from 9 exons. NCBI's taxonomy places the organism in Eukaryota, Fungi, Basidiomycota, Agaricomycetes, Agaricales, Pleurotaceae.